Amphiprion ocellaris (clown anemonefish) is the source of this 5139-nucleotide messenger RNA. RefSeq names its product oxysterol-binding protein 1. NCBI's taxonomy places the organism in Eukaryota, Metazoa, Chordata, Actinopteri, Pomacentridae. Bases 171 to 2657 code for a protein of 828 amino acids. The record is from RefSeq and is a predicted model, not a curated record. Gene Ontology annotation, cellular component: membrane; cytosol; intracellular membrane-bounded organelle. The transcript is spliced from 21 exons. Gene Ontology annotation, molecular function: sterol binding.
AAGCGGAACUAAUGUUGAUAGUUGAGGGGCUGGCCGAACGCUAUUUGGUUGCACAACCUGUAGCAAAGUAGUUAGCAAAGCUAUCAGUAGCGAGUUAACAUAGCUGCGUCCAACACGACAUGUACGCCGAUAGGCACUAACCUCAACUAGUAAAACUACAGGCUGCUGUGAUGUCUGAGCCUAAGCCCCCUACUCCAACCCCUGGAGACACAUACAAGGGUUGGCUCUUCAAAUGGACGAACUAUAUAAAAGGUUACCAGAGACGCUGGUUUGUUCUCAGCAAUGGGCUGCUGUCUUACUAUAGGACCCAGGCAGAGAUGGGUCACACAUGCCGAGGCACCAUCAACUUGGCCACAGCAAACAUUGCUGUGGAGGACUCCUGCAAUUUUGUCAUUUCCAACGGAGGGGCGCAGACCUAUCACCUGAAGGCCAGCUCAGAAGUAGAACGCCAACGGUGGAUCACUGCUCUGGAACUUGCCAAGGCAAAGGCGGUCCGCAUGCAGGCUGAGUCCGAUGACUCUGGUGAUGAGUGUCCUGCAGCCCCCGCCAGCUCGGGGCAGGGUGGAGGCUGUCGUAACUCAGAAGUCCAGUCAACACUACGCACUCUCAGCAGCAAGGUGGAGGACCUCACUACCUGCAAUGAUCUCAUUGUCAAGCAUGGGUCUGCUCUCCAAAGAUCUUUAUCAGAGCUGGAGGGGAUUCGUGUCGGAGCAGACAUGGGCGAAAAGAUCCGACAAGUCACAGAGAGGGCCACGCUGUUCCGAAUCACCUCUAAUGCCAUGAUCAAUGCAUGUAGAGACUUCCUCUCCUUGGCCCAGAAUCACAGUAAGCGCUGGCAGAAGGCUUUACAGACUGAGAGAGACCAGAGGAUACGUCUGGAGGAGACUCUGGAGCAGCUAGCCAAACAGCAUAACCACCUGGAAAGAGCUUUCAGAGGAGCCACGGUUCUCCCACCUUCAUUCAGCAAUCCUACCUUAGGUAGCAAAGGUGGUGUUUCGGGAAAAGGUGAUGCGAGUGAUGAGGAUGACGACAAUGAAUUCUUUGAUGCUAUGGAAGACCCAGCCGAGUUUAUUACUGUCCCUGCUGACCCAAAGUAUCACAGGAGAUCUGGCAGCAACGUCAGCGGACUCAGCAGUGAGAUUGGAAUGGACGAUCAGUCAGCAAAUUUUGAUGAACUGUCUUUGGCAUCCAACCCGGAGUCUCCACAGCCUCUCGAGCUAGAGCCAGUUAGACAAAGACGAACUCGCAUCCCAGACAAACCCAACUAUUACCUCAAUUUGUGGAGCAUCAUGAAGAACUGUAUUGGAAAGGAACUCUCAAAGAUACCAAUGCCUGUGAAUUUCAAUGAGCCCUUGUCAAUGCUGCAACGAUUAUCUGAAGACCUGGAGUACUACGAGAUCCUGGAUAAGGCUGCUAAGUGUCAGAACUCUCUAGAGCAGAUGUGUUAUGUAGCAGCUUUCACCGUCUCUUCCUACUCCACCACUGUCCACCGCACAGGAAAGCCUUUCAAUCCUUUGCUGGGAGAAACUUUUGAGCUUGACCGGCUCAGAGAGUGUGGUUACCGUUCUCUUUGUGAACAGGUGAGCCACCACCCGCCGGCUGCAGCUCACCAUGCUAUCUCUGAAAAGGGCUGGACCCUGAGACAGGAGAUUGCACUUGCCAGCAAGUUUAGAGGAAAAUACCUCUCUAUCAUGCCCUUGGGUUCUAUCCAGUGUUUAUUUGAUAAGAGCAACAAUCACUACUCUUGGAAAAAAGUGACUACAACAGUACACAACAUUAUCGUUGGGAAGUUAUGGAUUGAUCAGUCAGGGGAGAUUGAUGUGGUGAACCACAAGACAGGAGAUCGCUGUCACCUCAAGUUUGCUCCCUACAGUUACUUCUCCAGAGAUGUUCCAAGAAAGGUAACGGGAGUAGUGACAGAUAAGGAUGGAAAGGCCCAUUAUGUGCUAUCAGGAACGUGGGAUGAGAAGAUGGAGUUUUCCAGGAUAAUGCAGAGCAGUAAAGGGGAGAACGGCACUGAAGGCAAACAGAGGACUGUAUAUCAGACCCUCAAAGCCAAAGAAAUCUGGAGAAAGAACCCUUUACCAGAGGGAGCAGAGACCAUGUACUUCUUCUCCACGCUGGCCUUGACACUUAAUGAACCUGAAGAUGGAGUGGCACCAACAGACAGCCGUCGACGCCCCGACCAGCGGUUAAUGGAGGAUGGCCGCUGGGAUGAGGCCAACGCAGAGAAACAGAGGCUAGAAGAGAAACAGCGCACCGCCCGCCGAGAAAGGGAGAGGGAAGCUGUUAAAGCAGCCAGCUCACCUGAGGAAGCUAUCACUGAGGAUUCAAUCAAUGACUCACCCUUGAAAACCGAUGCACAAGAGACUGGCACAGAAGCAAGUGAGGUUUCUGAUGAAACUGACACAGAGGACUCCCCCCCUCAUACGCCUGUUGCAUCCCCUUGUGGACCAUCACACUUCCCUUAUCAAAUGGAAGGCAAAGAAGGUCCUAAUGGAUCUCCAGUGAAAAGCGCCCAUCCGGAGAACUACCAGGCACUUUGGUUCGAGAAGAUCGACGACCCUGUAUCUGGAGAGACUUUGCAUGUCUACAAGGGAGGUUACUGGGAGGCGAAGGACCAAGGGAGCUGGGACAUGUGCCCCGACAUCUUCUGAUCACAGUGGUAGACAAAUGAGAAGGUGGUGAAAGGAGCGCUCCCCUCUACUAGCUAAAGUAGGACAUCAAGCCUGACAUCAAUCCAUCCUCAGUGUCCAUUGCUUCUUCUGAUCGCCCUGUUCGGUUUCUCAGUUCCAGCAGGAUCAAGGUUAUCUGGACUAUAGAAUCCCUUUCACUGCCUCUUGAUGUUGGUUCUCUGUUUGUUCCCAGUCCAGGAUCCUGAGAUCCAGCUUCUGAGUUGCAUUAACAGGUUAUUCUGAUAAUGUCAUUAUUAAUUGUUGCUGGCCACUCUGUUUUCAGAGGAUGAUUCUUCCAAAUGACAUCUUACAAUGUAUAAGGUUUGAAUUUAUAGCGUGAUCUACUACCUAACGUGAUUUAUGUGUUUGUUCUUGCUUCUUAUUAUUUUGAAAUAAAUUAAUUGCAGCUUCCCCAGCACAGCACCACUCAAGGUUUAAUCAAACCAACGCUUUUAAUAGUUCCCAUAGUGCAUAUUCACUAUACCUGAUUCAGCCCAUAGGCGUAGGCUUCAGAAGUCUGGAAAUCAAUCAUUUUUCAAGGAAAUAAUUAAUGGCAUGUUUCAGCAAUUAUUUCUGGAGUGUCACAAAUACCUAAUACAAAGUUUGCCUUCAAAUGUUUGGUGAUUUGUGGUGCUGCUUUAUUCCAUGAAAUGAAGCAACAAGUCUGGAGGAAUACUAUAUCUAAAUGUUAGCCUUUUUUUCAUUUUUACGUCCAUUUCAAAUGAACCGAUGAAGUCUGGUUCGGUCAUCUUAACAAUCCUGAAACUCGGGUCUUCAAUGUCUACACGCGGCGGUCCCUUUAUAAGUCUUUUUUUUUUUACUUUUUCACUCUUAAAGAAUGACAUUUCCUUUUUCUAUGCUGUAUUAUUUUGAAGAAAAAUGCAUUUCUGUGUGCAGCACAUUAAUGUUAAUGCAUCAGUUCACAUGGUACCAUAUUGACUAUCAUCCCAACUGAAGGAGGGUUAACAAACAUGUAUUGGUACCGAUGAUGUACCAAUUUUCACUGCUCAACAGGAAGCAAAACAUUUACAACCCUGUCUUUUAAUUUGAUCUGUACUUUUUUGUUUUGCAGAGUAUUGAUUUUUUUGGGUCACGGAGUGCAAGGGCCUGGUUAUAUAAAAAUAUAUUGUUUGUUGCAGUGUAAUGAAUCUACUGUAAUCUUUCUAUUUAAGAUAAAAUGUGUUAGCAAGUCCACUCCGCCUCUCCAAAUACAUGGGUUUUAGAUGUAUUUUUGUAACUAGAAAAGCAAUUUCAGUUCUGCUUUCAUAGUAAAUGUUUAGGCUUUUCACCAGUUGAGAUUAAACUAAAAGCAGGUGAGCUGUGCUCCGAGUCGUUGCUGAGCUGUGCGCGGAUUUCUACUGGCCUGAUGAUUUGUGACGUGAAGGGAUAUACGAGGCGCCCUUCCUGGUGUCCUUCAAACUUACCGAUCAUAGCUUUAAUCUUGAUAUUAUAGUCUUUACGUGCUGCAAGUGUAAAUUUCUUAACAGACAGCAAUAAGAGUGCCUCUGCUCAUACAUGUGGCACAGAAUGAAAUGUGAGGGCAGCAUGAAGCAAGAACGCUGAGAAAAAAGACAAAAAAGCGCUCAGUUCUGUCUUCACAUUCAUCUGUUGUUGUUUGUUGUGAGUGGAAGGACUGUGGGUUGAUAAAAAAUCUAAACUCCAUUUUAUAUUCAAGUGUACUUAAAAUGAGAGCACUGAAAAUUAAGAAAAAACUAAAUGUUGCAAGUUUUUCUGUGUAAAUAUAUGAAAUAGUAAAAUAAUUGUGGUAAUAACCAUUUGCAUUGAUAGAGAAUCUAAAGGCAGUGAUGCACUUUUAAUUUGAAUUUUUUUCCCCAUUUGUCUUUCUUGUAUACUGAGAACUGGACACAUUUUACCACCUCUAAUAGCUUUCUUAUUUAAGUUAUGUUCAUUUCUUUUUCACCCACAUAAUUUCUUACUACCUUCAACGUUUAAUUUAUAUGCCACCUCUAUAGAUGAUACACUUCAUCUCUUCGUUACUUUUCAGUUUUAGUCACUGAUUUAAUUGCGUAGACCCAUUGGUUCAUUUCUGUUUUAUUUUGUUUUUCUUAAGUUUCUACCUUUUUCAUCCCUUUUACUGUCUCCAGCUAUGAAUUCUGCCCUGCACUGGGGAGACUGUUGCUGUCCACAAUGCCACAACUUCUUACAUUUCUUUAAAAGAGACUGAAGGUAUUCUUGCACUUCAAUACAUAUACAUACAAUACAUGAGUGAUUUAUGACUUGAUCGAACUAAUAAACGGUUGACAUUAGAAGUUGGCUACUAAAGAGUUUGUCAUUUUGUGAGUUUGUUUGGGAAAGUUUUCCUAAACCGUGUUCAGGAAUUGCAAACAAAUGUGCUGAUUUACAAUUCCGAGAAUAUUUUACACCAUUUCUGUCCUUUAAUGCAGUUUUUCAGCAGGAUUGUGUUAGAAGUUGACUGUAUUAAAGUUUGAAUGGAGAUGUCGUA